AUGCCAACAAGAACUUACAUUUCCAAGAAUGAAGCACAUGCUCCAGGCUUUAAGGCUGCGAAGGACCGUGUGACAGUGUUGUUGGGUGCAAAUGCUAGUGGAGACUUAAAGCUUAAGCCUGUGUUGGUGUAUCACUCUGUCAACCCGCGAGCUUUAAAGGGUUACAUAAAGUCUACUCUAGAUAAUGCACCAAGCCACCCUCCCACUGUUGCUGAGCUUUCUGACAAUAUCAAAGUGCUCUUUCUACCUCCAAAUACAACAUCUCUCCUUCAACCAAUGGACCAAGGAGUAAUAGCAGCCUUCAAAGCCUAUUAUUUGAGGAGUACAUUUAAGAAACUUAUUGAAGCUACUGAGGAAGGAAAUGAUAAGGCCAGUGUUCUUCAGUUUUGGAAAAAAUUCAACAUCAAGCAUGCAAUUGACAUCAUUGUGGAGGCCUGGGGUGAACAAGUUGGCUUUGCUGAAGUGGAAAGCGCUGAUGUUGAAGAACUGCUCGAGUCCCACUGUGAAGACCUCUCUACAGAAGAUCUACAACAACUUGUUGAUUCUGGGAAAAUAGAAGAUGCCGAAGAUGAAGAAGUCCAGGAUGCAAAACCACGAGCUUCCCACUUCUGUUUUGUCUUCUAUCCUGAGGGAAGUUGA
Homarus americanus (American lobster) is the source of this 639-nucleotide messenger RNA. RefSeq names its product tigger transposable element-derived protein 1-like. Gene Ontology annotation, molecular function: DNA binding. Gene Ontology annotation, cellular component: nucleus. The record is from RefSeq and is a predicted model, not a curated record. The coding region runs from base 1 to 639 and encodes 212 amino acids. The transcript is spliced from 3 exons. NCBI's taxonomy places the organism in Eukaryota, Metazoa, Arthropoda, Malacostraca, Decapoda, Nephropidae.